AUGGCCCUCGCCACCGCCGCGGCCGCCGCGGCCAUCUCCAUCCACCCAUUCCUCAGCCGCCCGGCCAGCGUGCUCCGGUGCGGCCGCCGCGUCCCGCCGCUCCUCCUCCUCCGCGCUACCUCCUCGGCCUCCUCCGCCUCGGACUUCAACAUCACCUUCGCGGAGCCCGCGCCCGCCCCGUCCAAGCGCUCGCCCGGCGGCCCGUCCGCGCAGCCGCUGGUUCCGUGGAUCGCGCGCGGGGCCGACGGCAAGCCAUCCCUCCACACCUCGCCGCCGCCGGACGUCCUCCAGGCCGUCGCCGCCGCGGAGGCGGAGGCCAAGAGGGCCGCCAAGAGGGGCCAGAGGCAGGGCCCCGCCGCCGACGCCCCCGUCGCCAGCGUCAGGGUCAAGGAGAAGAAGGCCUCCCCGACCGCGCCGCCCAAGUUCUCCAAGGCGGCCAGAAGGUUCUACAACGAGAAUAUCAAGGAGCACGAGCCGCAGCGCCUCGCCAAGGUCCUCGCCGCCGCAGGAGUGGCCUCAAGAAGGACCAGCGAGGAGCUCAUCUUCCAAGGGAAGGUGACUGUCAAUGGUUCUGUCUGCACUGCUCCCCAGACCAAAGUAGACAUCUCAAAGGAUUCUAUCUACGUUAACGGGAAUCGCAUUUCCAAGAAGCUGCCUCCAAAGCUCUAUUUUGCUGUGAACAAGCCAAAAGGGUAUAUUUGCUCGUCUGGUGAAGAGAAGUCUGUUAUCUCCUUAUUGGAUGACUAUUUGAAAGGAUGGAACAAACUUCAGCCAGGAGUACCAAAACCCCGCUUGUUUACUGUGGGUCGUCUUGAUGUUGCCACAACUGGUUUGAUAAUAGUUACAAAUGAUGGUGAAUUUGCCCAGAAAGUCUCACACCCUUCUUCAAACAUAACAAAGGAAUAUGUAGUAACUAUAGAUGGAGCAGUGCACAAGAAACACCUUGUAGCUAUCAGCGGAGGAACAGUAAUUGAUGGUGUUAAGGUUGUUCCUGAUUUAGUAGAGCCACUGGAUGCCCAAGCUGACACAAAAAGGACGCGACUUAAAAUAGUGGUUCAUGAAGGAAGAAACCACGAAGUUCGUGAACUUGUGCAGAAUGCAGGACUAAAGGUCUACGCUUUGAAACGUGUUCGGAUAGGCAGGUUCCGCCUCCCAUCAGACCUGGGAAUUGGGAAGAUGGUUGAACUUAAAGAAGCUGACAUCAAGGCACUAGAUGGCAACAGCUAG
This is a messenger RNA of Triticum turgidum subsp. durum (durum wheat), 1227 nucleotides long. The record is from the annotation of a GenBank genome assembly. Lineage: Eukaryota; Viridiplantae; Streptophyta; Magnoliopsida; Poales; Poaceae.